Momordica charantia (bitter melon) is the source of this 1610-nucleotide messenger RNA. Lineage: Eukaryota; Viridiplantae; Streptophyta; Magnoliopsida; Cucurbitales; Cucurbitaceae. The record is from RefSeq and is a predicted model, not a curated record.
UCUAGUUGGGAUUGGAGAACUCUUAUUCUUUUCCUUUUCUUCUUCUUUUCGAGUUAGAUAAAUAGAAGAGGAUGGAAACCCUAAUGAGUGGGCAGCCAUGGUUUCUUUGGAUUCGUGUCGUCGGUUUUCUUGGAUUCAAUUAGUCGGCAUCCGCGGCAACCGUUUGAAGAAGAGGAAAAGCGAGACGAGGAAUUGGAAGAGGAAAAUCAAGACGAGGAAGAUAUUGGAGGAGCUUUUUCCACUUACAGUUCCCCUUCCGGUUCCAUCUGAUGCGAAUAAGAUAAAUUGGGAUGAGCUUUCACUUCCUCCACUUCCGCCUGAUGUGAUUCAGCUAAUAUUCUCCAAACUUCCCUUCUUCAAUUUGCCCGGUUGCCGGCUCGUGUGUAAAGCAUGGAACAAUUUUAUUUUAACUUGUAAGUUACAUUCUUCGAUCUCAACUUCAAACCUCUUUUAUGCCCAUAUUUCUCCGUUUAACAAGCUCUGUUGUGUGGAUUUGGAUCCUAAACAUUUGGGAGUGGUCAGCAGCCUUGGCUCAUUUAGCUUCCAUCCUGAUUUGUUUUCCACUCAUUUUAUCUCGAUCAUCAAUUCCUGCAAUGGACUCCUCUGUUGUUCUUUUAAGCCUAAACGGACAUGGGGAUCUAGACCUGUUAUUUGUAUAUUAAAUCCCAUGACAAAUGAGUACCUCAUCAUUCCCAUCUCCGGUAGGGAUAUAGAUUAUCGUUACGGAUUAGGAUUUAGUCCUAAAACAAAGCAGUACAAAUUAGUUAGAAAUUCCGAAGUGCCUGAUAAAUCCAAUUCCAAAUUCUCUACUUUGGUAGAGAUUCUUGCAUUUGGCACAAGUUCAAGUCCCGAAUGGUCCCUGUUGGCUUUGUGCCUUUUGAAGUUGAUGAUCAUUGCGGUUACUUCAAUGGAGGCCUCUAUUGGGUUGCAGAUGAUGGAACGAAUGGCAUGUACCGUUUGGAUAUAGAAGAUGAGAAAGUUGAGGAAAUUUAUUUUCCCAAACCUGAUGGUCAUUCUUAUUUCUUUGGAGUCCUCGACGGUACCCUGUAUUUAACUUUUUGCAUCGCCAUCGAAUUCGAGUAGCAGGUAUGGAAGAUGGAAGAAGAUUGUUCUUGGACCAGACCAUUUGUUAUUUUCAUACCACGAUUUUCGUUAUCCUCGCCAUACUGAUCAUAUUUAUGACCAUUUUGAUGAUGAUGAUAUACUCCCAUUUCACCUCCAACUCAUCAAAGUUUGCGAGGAUGGGAAGAUUUUGUGUUUGGUUGCUGGAUUUGAUUUUAUCUUGUAUGACCCGAACACUGAGAGCAUAGAGAUAUUGACGGAUCAACGUGUUAAAAGGCGGCAAUAUUUAUCUGUUCAUCAGAUUGAGUCUCUCAAUUUUGGUUCGGUCCCCAACAUCUUAGCAGGUGCAGGGAUGCUAAAGUCUGAACUGAAGGCCGACUGGUUUAUGUAUGUUUCAAGACUCUAAAUUAGAUAUUUAUUUUGUUUUUUGGUUCAUUAUAAUUUAUUUAUAAUCAAUAUUUAUUUUGUUUUUGGUUCAUGGUAAUUUAGAACACUUUGUUGUCUUAGGGGUUCACUUUUUAAUUUAUUCAUGAUUACUCCACUGUAAA